AAGCAAAUCAACAAACAAACAAGCUCAUAAAUACCCAGUGCGAGUAUCUAUAGGAAAUACAUAUAAAAACAAAACAAAAAAAUACAGACACUCACACUCGCACACAUUUACCCCUGUGCUAUUUUUAUUAUCGGGCUUCUUGUAAUGUGAAAACGCUCUUUCAACAUAACCAAAACGGACCAGUUAUAAUGCUAGGGACGCCGCAGGCGUCUCUUUUCGAGUAUUACGAGUAUUAUUUUGAUCUAAGCAACCAUUGAAAACAGCUAAAAUGCAAUACACGCUAAUUUAGGAAAGAAUGCUACCCAGCCUGGACACCCUUAUGCGUUGCUCGAAGCGUGUGCUGCAGUCGCCGAUGGAGGCGGUCAAGAUGCACAGCACCGGCCAUAGCAAGGCGCCCGGCGGCGGCAUCUAUGGCCCAUUUACGCCGGCCAACGAUCUGAGCUGUUCCGGUCGCGGCGAUUGCGUCAAUAACACAUGCGUCUGUGACAUUCGUUAUGCGGGCGACGAAUGCGACUUCUUUAAUUUGCCCUACUAUGCGGGAAUCUCCACUGUCUUCUAUGUGGUGGCCCUUGUCUCGGUCAUCCAGCUGCUCAUUUGCAUUGUGGCCGAGUAUCAGCGGCUCAAACAGCCAUCGAUUCUGCGCGCCUGCCGCAUCACCACACAAAAGCUACUCUACUUUAUGGUAUUUGUGGCAUCCUCGCUGCGCGGCGCCUACUUCACCACACCUCUGGAUCUGCAGCCACAGUGGGCCGUCACAUUGAUGUCCGCCUACUAUCCGCUGCUCAUGACCUGCGCCUCCCUGAUCGUCUGCAUGUGGGCCGAGAUAUUUCACCUGCGCGACAUACGCUGGGAGAGAUCGCAGUUCCUGUCGAAGAGCUUCCUGGGCUUUGUCGCUUUCAACUUCUUCCUGUACAGCCUGUUUGGCAUUGAGGUCUUCAGUUCGCUGAUAAACUCGGAGCGUCGUGAUUAUGCGCACAUCUUCAAUGGCUGCUAUGCUGUGCUCCUGCUGAUUGUCGUUAUCUUCUUUCUGAUUUAUGGCGUCGAGGUGUUCUUCAAGCUGCGUGGCGGUUUUGUGUACGAUCAGACGGGCAAAAUACUUGGACCCAGCGAGGCAAUUGUGAAUGCCUCGCAACUGCAUCAGUCGCGCUUCGGAUUGCUCAGCCAGGGCAUAAUGCUAAUUGUGAUUGUCGGCUUCCUCACCUCCGAAACGCUUGGCGACUUCUGGAAGGCCAAAGUGCCUGUCAAUUCGCGCAACUGGUAUGACAUAAUCUUUCGUAUUGCCGAAAUAGGCGUCGCCUUGUGGUUUCCGUGCUGUCUGUGGAACUGUAUGGCACCAGAACAGCUUUGGAUACUGAAUCCACGCAAGCUGCUGUCCCGUCAAAUCGAUCCAUCGAUACCGACCCUCAAUGCGGACAGCAAUAAAUUAUCGCCCGAGGAGGGCCAGACGUUCUUGACCAAAAAGGAUUGCUGGAUAUGCUAUGACAGCGAUAAGCCCGAGCCGCUCAUCCAGCCCUGUCGAUGCACUGGCGACGUCAGCUCUGUGCAUCACGAGUGCCUUAAACGCUGGUUAGUCGAGAGCUGCGGCAGCAACAACGAGGCUCAGCUGGCGUGCAAGGUUUGCUCGCAUCCAUACGAAAUUGAGAAAUCCAAAAAACUCGAGUGGGACAAGGGCUUUACCAUUCAGCAUUGGAUGAAGACCGUCAUAUUGAUAACGCUGAUGUGUGUGACCGGUGCCACAGCCUGGGCCAUUAUACAAAUGUACGUGGAUCCAUUGGUGCGCGUCCUAACCGUUGGCGUUGCUGUCCUAAUUGGCUACGUGUGCGUCAAAUGUCUGGGCGAGAAUACUGUGGUGGCGUAUCAGCGUGCCAAAGUCAGCUCCAUUAAUAUUGUGACCAGCUCCGAAAUGGAGAAACUGCAUACCAUAUGCGAGGAUGUCAGUGCUAGCACCUCCGCGGCAGCAGCAGUGCAGGCCGCCUCCUAAAACCAUAAGCAGUUGUAGUCUAUGCCAUACGGAAACAUCACACCCAUUUACAGUUGCAUACAAAUGCGUAGGAUAUAUGCAGACAGACGACAGACACUAUACAUACGAUUUAGUUUAGAUUAGCGCCCGUUUAGCACAUAUAUUUUGCUCAAUCCCCCCCCAAAAUUCUUCCCCGCAAACUGUGUACAUAGGUUUUAAGUCAUUUAGUGUUUAGGAAAAACGGUUCGGAAAAAACGAGUCAAUUUUGUCUCUCAAAGUAGCACGCAUUAUUCCAAGCGGUACAUGUAUUAAAACGAAAACGGAUAUAAAAAAAAAACAACAAGCCAAAUAUUAUAUAAUCUAUGUACCACAUACAUAA
This is a messenger RNA of Drosophila montana, 2339 nucleotides long. RefSeq lists its product as uncharacterized. The transcript is spliced from 6 exons. The record is from RefSeq and is a predicted model, not a curated record. Gene Ontology annotation, molecular function: zinc ion binding. The coding region runs from base 296 to 1981 and encodes 561 amino acids. NCBI's taxonomy places the organism in Eukaryota, Metazoa, Arthropoda, Insecta, Diptera, Drosophilidae.